AUGUUUUCUUUUCACUAUAACAUGUUUUGUAAACAAGUAUGUGCUGUCUGUGCUGAAGUUCAUGUACCCGACCAUAUUUCAAGGAUGGCAGACAUUGGUGGGUAUGAUGGAAACAACAGAACCACAUUGCUUCUUUGUCUUCCUGAACUUGUCCUCUUUGUGAUGUCCAUCUAUUCUGGUUCAAAAGCCUUGGCUAAUAUUACAAUUCCUGCAUUUCUGGCUGUCUGCAACAGUUGCCUAUUGAUGAAGAGAAUCGGUCUAUGCUUUUUGCAUAAAACCAUUAUGUUUUCUGAUCCUUUUGGUUGGCUUGUUCAUGGUAUCCUUGGUCUCACCAUCUUAGGUGUGUUGAAGACAGAUCCAACGUAUCACAAUGAUGGUUACUUUUGGAUGUAUGUUCACAUUGUUUGCUUAGGUGCAAUAUUUAUGUUUAUUGAAAUAAAUAAAGAUAUUCUUAAAUUGAGUAAGACCAAAUUGCUUUUUUACAAUUAUAUAUUCAGUGUGUUUGUGUUUGCUCCAUGUAGCUACCUGCUUGGUGAUGCAGCUGAGGCUGUAAACUUCCAACAUCUAUCUUUAUAUCGUUUUUAUUUUGGUUGCCUGUUCAGUGGUGUGUUUGGGGUUUUGCUUAACCUUUAUCAUAUUAAGCUUCAAGAUUCCAAAUUAUCUGCCUAUGGAGAAUCCAUUUGUAUUGCACAGAUUGUAGCAAGUGUUGUGUCUGUUCCGCUGUUUCAUUUUUCCAUGACCAAACAACAUGCUAUGUGGAUAGUGGCCAACCAGUUAUCUGCAGUAUUUAUUGCCAGUUAUUGUAAAUCCAAACACACUGAACCCAAACAGACUUCUCAGGGGGAGAAAAGCUAA
This is a messenger RNA of Acanthosepion pharaonis, 855 nucleotides long. Lineage: Eukaryota; Metazoa; Mollusca; Cephalopoda; Sepiida; Sepiidae. The record is from the annotation of a GenBank genome assembly.